This is a messenger RNA of Microplitis demolitor, 2794 nucleotides long. It is a transcript of the gene ank-I1, whose product is annotated as NF-kappa-B inhibitor cactus. Gene Ontology annotation, molecular function: protein binding. NCBI's taxonomy places the organism in Eukaryota, Metazoa, Arthropoda, Insecta, Hymenoptera, Braconidae. The record is from RefSeq and is marked provisional.
UAUUAUUUAUAUUAAAAUUACAUAAUUUUUUAAAAUAAACUUUAUUAAAUUUAAUUGAUUAUUUAUCAAGAACCCAGCUUAAUUAUCUUACUCUACCACCAUAAUUCCCAAGUUAGGGUGACUCUCGGCUUGGCCAAGGCUAGGUUAUCUAGUGUUGGCCGAUGUUAGGGUAACCAUCCAACGGCCAAAGCUAGGGUAUUCAGUCUUGGCCCAAGCCUGGGUAAUCAUUGGAAUGGCCAAUACUAAUUAACCAGUUAUGGCCCAGGCAUGGGACAGUAUAGGUUUGCCAAGACGGGCUUCCCAAUAAUGUCCCAGGCAUGGCCCCGUCGUUCAACUCGGGGGCUUCCUGUAUGGGUAGAAGUUAUUCAUAGCUGGGUCCUAGCUAGGGUCUACCGUGGAAACCCAGAGCUCGGUGAACUAGUUCUGGUUCAAGCUUGGGCCAAUAUUGAAGAGCUAGAGCAGGGUUACCCAUGACUGGGUCUCGUUUGGGGCCAACAGCGGAAAGCCAGCGCUAGGUUGCCCACGACUGGGCCUUAGCUAGGGCCGACAUUGGGAAGCCAGAGCUAGGUUGCCCACGACUGGACCUAAGCUAAGGCUGACAUUGGGAAGCCAGAGCUAGGUUGCCCACGACUGGACCUAAGCUAGGGCCGACAUUGGGAAGCCAGAGCUAGGUUGCCCAGUCCUGGGCCUUAGCUAGGGCCGACACUGGGGAGCCAGAGCUGGGUUACCCAGUCCUGGUCCGUGCUUAGCCCCGUUGUCAGAGCUUGUAAGUUCCUACAUGGGCAUCCUCGUGAUAAAUCAGUUAUUUAAAUAAUAUUAUAUACAUAUAUUUUAAUGAAUGAUAACGAUAACGGUCUGGAACUUCUGUGAUGUUUAUAAACAACAGCGUAAUUGAAAUACUUAUCUCUUAAUGAGUUUAAUGAGCCGUAACAGAGAUAUAUGUUGCUCCCGGAUAAUGAAUAAUUGAAAAAACAAAAUUUGAUUCAUGACCGUUCUUAUCAGAGGCGUCUUUGUGGCGCCGGAUAUGGACGUUGUUAUCGUUUGAAAGCUUUUUUGUCAUGUUUCGAUUGCAUGAUCUCUUUAGCUGUCAGUAACUAUUAUAAGCCUUUGAGUAGCAUGCAUGUGAUUGAAACUACUUUUAGUUUAGACAGUAAAUUUUAUUGUCGUAAUAAAUUCUUCAGUCUCUAUUUAACGACCAGCGAGAAUAAAAAAUCAUCAAUAAAAUUCUUCACACAUUGAGAGAUAGACAUUCUUUCACACUUCAUCACAACGCCACUGCGUAGAAAAAUUGCGAUGGUCGAUGUGGAAAAUACCGACAAUAAUGAGAGGUGUACGGAUAUAGAUUGUGAUGAGGAAAAUAUUUCACUGUUUAUUCGUGGAACAGGUAACAUUUGCGAACUAAUGAAACUGAUAUCUUUUAUUAACGAUCCAUAAAAUUUUAAGUACCCAUAAUUCACUUGAAUAACAGUCUAUUUAUACAGUAGAAGUAGAUAAAAAACUAUUUGGCUAACAACUAACAGCCGUAACUGUGCGACUAGUUUUUAAGACCCUUAGAGUGUGGUUGGUAAUUAUUAUGGUAUUCCGAUGGCAAGUAAGCUGGAAUUUCGAUGACGUUUGUUAUAUGGAGUAACCAUCUAAUUGUUGCUUUAACGGUCAAAUUUAUCAAUUAUGCAUUUCGUGGUUUUCCCUGAUUGGUCUGAAAACGCGCCGGAAUUGGAGUAAACAAAUAUAGCUACUAUAUAUGAGUAAUCAUUGGCAAGAAUAAUAGCAAUUGGCGAACUGGUUUUUCCAUGUAGUUUUGUGCGACAAUCGUCCGAGCACGGUACUGUUGUGAUAGUUUACAUGAUCUUCGACAUUAUAAAAUAAUAUUUUUGUUAAACUUCAUUCAGUGUUGGAUAUUUAGUGAUAAUUAGCCUUAUCUGUCAGCAAUUAACGAAGAGUUUGUCGCAAAUUGAAUUGGAAGAUAACCUCCCAGCUCUGGUCCAUAAUACAUUGAUAAGAUAACUACAAACAGUGAAGUAUUUAAUGGACGUACAACCAUUCAGCUUGUCAUAUCCAUUUAUACAUUUGUUAUUCUACUACGUAACAUCACUUACUUAAAAUACUUCGAACAAUGGUGCCUCCCGAAGAAAUCGCCUCUGCUAGUAAUCCCGACAUUGAAGGUGAGAAUAUACUUCAUUUCCUCUGCCGUGAAGGCGAUAUCACUGAUUUGAUGGCUUUCAAGAAUGUAAUCAGCGAUGCCAAUCGACAUCUGGUGCUGCAAUUCAACCGACAUGGAAAACAGUGUGUCCACAUUGUCUCCAACCCAGGCAUUGCUGACCCUCAGGAAAAACUAAAACUUCUGAUGGAGUGGGGUGCUGACAUCAAUGGUCAAGAGCGAGUUUUUGGUAAUACACCACUGCAUAUUGCAGCUUAUACGCAAAACCAUAAGCUCGCAACCUGGCUGUGCAAUCAGCCCGGAAUAAACAUGGGAAUAUCUAACUAUCUAUUCAAGACACCGUAUUAUGUCGCGUGUGAACGUCAUGAUAUAAAGAUAAUGAACAUAUUACGCGCGAAAGGAGGGCAAUGUAGAAUCUACCGGUGCAACGAAGCUUGGUUAUUUACUAGAAAUUAUUAAACCAGCAUAUUUUUCAAGGUUAAAGAAAACCUUAUUAGGCGUUGACCAGCUGUUUUGUAAGUUAAAUAUGUAAUCGGUGUUUUAGGUUGAGCACUUAAAAUAGUGAAUUAGGAGAUUAAUCUUGUCAUCUAUGUUUUCGUUGUUUUUGCUUUAUUUUUAUGGAUCAGUGUCAAAUCU